Messenger RNA from Neoarius graeffei (lesser salmon catfish), 953 nucleotides. RefSeq lists its product as uncharacterized. The transcript has 3 exons. Lineage: Eukaryota; Metazoa; Chordata; Actinopteri; Siluriformes; Ariidae. The record is from RefSeq and is a predicted model, not a curated record. The coding region runs from base 104 to 874 and encodes 256 amino acids.
GUGGAAUAAGUCAGGCCACUCACACACUGCAGCAGAAAUUGUGGAAGAUAAUUGUAGUCUUCAGCUCAUCCGACCCAACAAGACACGAUGGAACUCAACAUACAUGGCUGUGGAGAGAAUCAUUCAGAUCAUACAAGAACAAGGGGAAGAUGCCAUCAGGAGUGUUUGUGAAGAAUUCAAACUAAAAAUGUUUAGUCAAGCAGAAAUUGCUUUCCUGAGAGAGUUUUGCUCUGUGAUGAGACCAGUGGUAAAGGCCUUAAACAUUCUUCAGUCCAAGACCAACACACACUUGGGGUGGCUGCUCCCAGUGAUCUUUGAAUUACAGUCAAAACUGAGAAGGCAGGAAGAGUCCACCAAGAUGUGUCUGCCACUCAUCAGAGCAAUUCAGCAAGGUGUCCAAAAGCGUUUUGGAGUGAUGAUGGAGGACCCUGAACUGAUCUCUGCAGCAAUCCUUCUACCAAAAUUUAAGACUGGCUGGACUGAGAAAGCUGAUCCCAUAGAAGAAGGUCUACUCUAUGUCAGACAUCACCUCGACCAAAUGGCUGAGACAGAGAUGAAACAGGGACAAGGACCAGGACAACAUUCAUCUGAUGAAGAGGAUUUCUUCGCCUCCAUGAAGACCAGAAGGUCAGAGGGGAGAGGGGAGUUAGAGGGCUACCUUGCCUGUGUUUCAGAGAGCAUCGACCUUCUUAACUCCUUUCCAAAAAUAAAAAAACUUUCCCUGAAACUCAACACAGGCCUUCCGGCCUCAGCUGCCUGUGAGCGCCUAUUCAGCUCGGCUGGUUUAUUGUUUACUGCAAAGACAGCAUGGAUUAGUGCAACAAACUUUGAGAAUCAGCUCCUGCUGAAACUCAACAAGAGCUUUUCGGUUUAAUGUUUUAGUAUUCAGUGGGCAGAGUGGGCAGGGCACUUUAUUUUAUUUCCUUUAUCAGCAGUCAGUGUGUUCAUUUUUC